AUGGGACAUUGUAGCUGGAUUUCGAAAAGGAACCGUUCGAGAAAGUCUCGACCAGAUCGCCAACGGGCAAAAAAAAAGGAUACCGAUCGCACACAUAGGCAGUUACAUCUUCACCAAUCAACACUUUUAGAUGGUAUUGUUCAUGGGAACAUAAAUAACGGUGGAAGCGGAACUUUUAUUCUUAAUAAUCGAGUGCCAGCGGAAGACGAUGAAAUUUCCGAUAUCCUUAUUCCAACGCAUCUUACUUCCCUCAACGUGACCCAGAAACUGAUGUUUUUGAAGAUUCGGAAACAAGUCUUGUUAGCUGUAAUGUUUACUAUUCUCACCACAUUUACUCCAAUUGAUGUUCAAGACCAAGAAGAGGUGAAGAAUGCGACCAGUGGUGAAGAGGCGAAGAAAGUGACCAAAGUGGCAAAGGAAAACAAAAACUUGACGAAAUUCGGCCCUCACGUACCUGAUCUCCCAGAUCAAAUCGCUGAAUUUCUAUAUGAAUUCGUUGGCAAGACUAGCUUGAAUGAGAUUCGAGAGGCCAUAAAGUCAAAGAUGUUUGGUAACAACUAUGAUCAUGAAAACCAUCACGAUAAGGAUUAUAUAAUCUAUGCAUUUUAUUCAUGUUCGAGAAAUUCAAGGUGGGAACAUGAAAGACAUGAUUGGUUCAAUUGUCACAUUUGGAGUGUAAUCUUUGACCAAGCUUUCGGUGAUAUUAAUGUGAUAUCCGAUCGUCAGUUACCUAAAGUCCUUAAGGAUAUUCUGGUAAAGUUAAUGAAAAAAGUAGAUUGGAAUAGGAAAAGUGUGCUGAAUAAUCCGGAAAAUUUUCCUUAUGUUCUAAAAAUACUAGCAUCUGCUCUGAACUUAAAGACUGUGAUUAAAGAAACAUUAAAGGUGAUACAAGCAAAUGAACAGACUAUUGAAUCAUUCAAAACAGCCAGGCGCCGAAAGAGACCUCGAGACAUAAGUCAGCGGCAUUUAUCUGGUUGCAUGUCAACACUGAAAAAGGCAAAGAAGGCAAAGAAUGAAAAUGCUUGUGCCGAAGUGAAUGAUGAACGACCAUAUCCAGAAUCACCAUGCCCUGGAUCACCGAGUUCUGAGCCAUUGAUUUAA
This is a messenger RNA of Rhizophagus irregularis DAOM 181602=DAOM 197198, 1101 nucleotides long. Lineage: Eukaryota; Fungi; Glomeromycota; Glomeromycetes; Glomerales; Glomeraceae. The record is from RefSeq and is a predicted model, not a curated record.